AUGUCGACUAAAACUAGAAGCACUGAAAAUGAAUCGAUAGAGAUGUCAUUGUCAACAGAUGUAGUUAGUAAAGAAAGCAGUAAGAUUGAAUCUGAUAUGAAUUCAAGUGGACAGCAAAAGGGAAUUAGUUGGUUCGUGGCUUCGAUGUUCAUUUUAGGCGAUUUAGUCGGCGGUGGUAUUGUUGCAAUGCCUGUCGCAUUCUCCCAAACAGGAUUCGUACUGGGCAUAUUGUUUAUGACAAUCAUUUGUACAAUUUUUGUGACAACCGGUUGGCUACUUGCUGACACGUGGGAAAUUAUGCGUGAACGAUGGCCGGAAUAUCGUAAACAUUGUCGGAAACCGUUUCCAGAAAUGGCUUUACGAACUAUGGGCAAACAAUCGGAAAUUAUCACUAAGAUUACUGUUUAUUCAACUCUAUUCGGUGCUACUGUGGUUUACAUACUUCUUUCUUCUAAGAUAAUCCAAAAAUUUAUGGCUAAUUUUAAUUUGGAUUUUAAUUUUUGCUUGCUUCUUUUUCUCGUCACCAUAUCUAUAUUACCAACCACAUUUCUUAAAUCACCGGCUGAUUUUUGGUGGACAGUCAUUAUUGCUGUUGUUUGUACUGUUAUAACAAUCGUGAUGAUAUUUGUUGGUAUUAGUUUGGAUUUUGGUGAUUGUUACUAUGAGGCUCAGUAUUCGAAUAUUUCACUUGAUGCCGUUCUUGGCUUAGGCAUUUUUCUGUUUGCUUUUAAUGGACAUCAGGUCUUCCCAACUGUUCAAAAUGAUAUGUAUAAUCCGGCAGAUUUUAAAAAAUCAAUUUUAGUUGGAUUUGUUUUUGUGGCAUUACUUUAUAUGCCUUUAUCUGCUUAUGCAUUUCUCGUAUACGGUGUCAGUAUGGCUAACUCAGUGAUAGAUUCAGUGCAAACAAUCUGGAUUCGUCAUGUUGCUGAUUUAUCCUUGGCGAUACAUUGCAUUCUUGCUAUCAUUAUCAUCGUAAAUCCAAUUAACUUGCAAUUGGAAGACACUUUUAAUGUACCACAUAAAUUCUGCUUCAAGCGAGUGGUAGUUCGCACAAGCUUACUCUUUCUAGCAUUAUUUAUCAGUCUGUCUCUCCCGAAUUUUGGUUCUGUAAUGAAUUUAUUUGGAAGUACUACAGUACCUUGUACAUGUGUCAUUUUACCAACCCUAUUUAAUAUUUAUAUUAAAGCUGCUACCUAUGAUAAAAAAAAUGAUGCAUGGAUUAUACCGACAUUUCGUGAAGUGCUGCAAAAAACAUCGAAAAUUCUGCUUUCAAUUUCAAUACUUAUAAAUGUUGUAACUGUACUUUGUUCCGCGAUUGCCACUGUAUUAUCUAUUAAAGAAAUAUUAGGAGUGCGAUUCACUCCACCAUGUUUUGUUCUGCCAUUUCUUACCGAUAAAAAUAGAACCCAAUUGAGUGCCGAUGUGCUGAAUUGCUGUGGAAUGUUUAUGAACAUUUCCAAAUUCAACUAUCAGUGUGGUGUCCGAUUGUAUGCUCUUAUUAUUAUGUUUUUCAAUUUAAAUUUUACCUUCGAAAAAUUCUCAUUCAUAGCUUACAAAUAA
Cercopithifilaria johnstoni is the source of this 1560-nucleotide messenger RNA. Lineage: Eukaryota; Metazoa; Nematoda; Chromadorea; Rhabditida; Onchocercidae. The record is from the annotation of a GenBank genome assembly.